Saprolegnia parasitica CBS 223.65 is the source of this 1241-nucleotide messenger RNA. RefSeq names its product ferrochelatase. The record is from RefSeq and is a predicted model, not a curated record. Gene Ontology annotation, biological process: heme biosynthetic process. Lineage: Eukaryota; Oomycota; Saprolegniomycetes; Saprolegniales; Saprolegniaceae. The coding region runs from base 72 to 1214 and encodes 380 amino acids. Gene Ontology annotation, molecular function: protoporphyrin ferrochelatase activity. The transcript has 6 exons.
UCGACUUCAUCAACCUUCGUGCUACUGUAUCCGGAUCCGCAAGCUUGGCCGCACAACUGCAAACGAACACGAUGGCGAAGCCCAAGGUGCGCACGGCGAUCGCGAUGCUCAACAUGGGCGGGCCCGCGACCCUUCCGGAGGUCCCGUCCUUCCUCAAGAACCUCUUCUCGGACCCGGAGAUCAUCCCGCUCGGGCCCUUCCAGAGCAUCCUCUCGGACGUCAUCUCCAAGCGCCGGUCGCCCAAGAUCGCAGACCAGUACGCUGCGAUCGGCGGCGGGUCGCCCAUUGGCCGCUGGACCAACCACCAAGGCGACGCCAUGUGCAAGAUCCUCGAUGAGAUCCGCCCCGAGAGCGCGCCGCACAAGCACUACGCCAUGUUCCGCUAUGCCAACCCGCUCACGGAAGCUGCGCUGAAGCAAAUGAAGGACGACGGCGCCGAGCGUGCGAUCGCCUUCUCGCAGUACCCGCAAUGGUCGUGCACGACGACGGGCUCGAGCAUGAACCACCUCUGGCGUGAGCUCAAGCGCCUCGACAUGGGCGAAACGUUCGAGUGGUCGCUCAUUGACCGCUGGAACACGCACCCGGGCUACAUUGCUGCCUUGUCCCAGCGCGUGAAGCUCGGUUUGGAGCAGUUUGCGCCCGAAGACCGCGAGAAGGUCGUGAUCAUGUUCUCGGCGCACUCGGUGCCGAUGAAGGUUGUGUACAAGGGCGACUCGUACACGAAGGAGAUCGCGUCGACGAGCGAGCACGUUAUGAAGCAUCUCAACCUCCCCAACGCGCACAUCUUGAGCUGGCAAUCCAAGGUCGGGUAUCUCCCGUGGAUGGGCCCGAGCACGAGCGAUGUGAUCAAGGGCCUCGCCCGCCAGGGCCACAAGCACGUCAUGGCCGUCCCCGUCGCGUUCACGUCGGACCACAUUGAGACGCUUUUUGAGAUUGACAUUGAGUACGCCGAGGAAGCCCACGAGGCCGGCAUCGAGCACUUCAAGCGCAGCCCGUCGCUGAACGACGAGCCGCUGCUCGCCAAGGCCAUGGCGGACCUUGUGAAGGACCACUUGGACUCGGAGACGCUGCACUCGCCGGCCUACCCGCUCAACUGCCCGCAGUGCGAGAACCCGACGUGCCGGAGCAUCAUGAACCCGAUCAAGCCGUACGCGCGUCUGCGCGAUGUGGCCUCGGGCGUGGCGACGCCGCAGCAGGUGGCCGACUUGCAGUAGAAAGCUACAGACAAUAGAAGAAACGAC